UCAACAAAUGCGCAAAAAAUAUUUAUAAUAUUCCGAAGUAGCAUUUUCAUGUGCUUAGAUUAGGCAUAGCUUUGAGACACGAAGAGAAAAGAUGUGGCUUUCUGACAGACGAAAUAAAGAUAAUGGUAUCGACGCACGAUGAGAUUGCUGGAAGAUCUGAAGGUGAAAGCGAUUGCGACGAAUCACCGUAUGAAUUAAUUCUUCAAAGAAGCUCGUUAGCACGUGGUUUAAAAUCCGUAUUUAGCAAUCUCAGUUCUUCUGGCAUUGUCAAUAUCAUAAUUAACAAGUGGAUUCAAGUUCGUUUCUGUCUACCACAAAAGGUUCAUCGAUCGCGUAAAAAAGGAUUGCUCAUCGACCCUGAGAUUAUAGACAGGUUUGUUUACUAACAUUUUUAUGCCAGAUACGAGGUGGAAUAUAUAUAAAU
Messenger RNA from Trachymyrmex septentrionalis, 424 nucleotides. RefSeq names its product nitrogen permease regulator 3-like protein (gene Nprl3). Gene Ontology annotation, biological process: TORC1 signaling; cellular response to amino acid starvation; negative regulation of TORC1 signaling. The transcript is spliced from 2 exons. NCBI's taxonomy places the organism in Eukaryota, Metazoa, Arthropoda, Insecta, Hymenoptera, Formicidae. The record is from RefSeq and is a predicted model, not a curated record. Gene Ontology annotation, cellular component: GATOR1 complex. The coding region runs from base 123 to 386 and encodes 87 amino acids.